AUGAUGGCAAAAUGCUCUUUUCAAUCUAUUGACACCCUUCCGUUAAAGAGCAUCGAUGGACUUCGCCACCUUGCAGAAACGCGCCGUUUCAAGGGGCUUGGCCUUCAGGUUGUAGAGGAUAUAGAAGAAGCUGAGUUUAUUUUGGACCAUAGUACUAAAGCUUUGGGGCUCCCUUUAGGAGAGACACAUCCUACUAGUCUUGAUGAUCUUGAAAAAAUAUUGGAGCUUUGUGCAGCUAAGAAAAUUCUAAUGAUUGUAGCCAAUCUAGAUUAUGUGACUGUUGAGGCAAGGGCUCUGUACGUUGGCAUCCAAAAGCUUGGAGGUGCAGUGAGAUGGAUGGGCAAGCCUGAUAAGGUCACUGGAUCUCUUAGUCUUGAUCUAAUUAGUAAAAUUGUUCAGUUAUUUAUGUUUUUUAUGCGUAUGAUUACUAUUGCUGUGGGCGAUUCCCUUCACCAUGAUAUUAAGGGAGCCAAUGCAGUUGGAAUCCAAUCAGUAUUUACCACUGGAGGUAUCCAUGCAAAUGAACUUGGACGAAGCAGUUUUGGAGAAGUUUCAGAUUUGUCUCCUGUCCAAACUCUUUCAUCGAAAUAUGAUGCACAUCCAUCAUAUGUGUUACCAGCAUUCAUAUGGUAG
This is a messenger RNA of Mangifera indica (mango), 633 nucleotides long. RefSeq lists its product as uncharacterized. The record is from RefSeq and is a predicted model, not a curated record. The transcript has 5 exons. Bases 1 to 633 code for a protein of 210 amino acids. Gene Ontology annotation, cellular component: chloroplast. Lineage: Eukaryota; Viridiplantae; Streptophyta; Magnoliopsida; Sapindales; Anacardiaceae. Gene Ontology annotation, molecular function: phosphatase activity.